UCAAGUUGUCAGUAAAGUUGCGAAACUUGUAAAGAAAGUUAUUUUGUUUGUUGUCCUAGUUUCAUAUAUGAACGCAAUAGUUCUAAAAUAUAAAUUUCGUACUUACUAGGACGUUACGCUUGGUAAGGUGAUCAUAAUGAAUCAGUUCGUAAUCGAGAGACGCCUGUGCAUGUGUUACGGGCUGCUGGCGCUGCUGCUCACUAUAGCGGUGGUCUUCGUCGCCAUCCCUUUUAACCAUUGGCGCACGACGCUUAAUGUCUGUCCAGGGAACUAUUUUGAGAACACUAAUUGUGGGUGUAUAUUUUAUGGCGUGACUACAUAUAGAAACUUUAAUGGGGGCCACCACUCCAGGUGCCUGUAUGCUACCUUGGCACCGGUACCUAUAUUAAUAUAUGCUAUAAUCAUGGCUCUGUUUCAUAUGUACAGAGUUUGUAUAAACAAUGUUGGCAGAUAUGAGGAUGAAAAGUCUACCUCUAUGCAGGAAAUAGAGGGACAAUCAAUAGUAGUGACAUCGAGGGCUAGAGUGGCUCAACGCAAUGAUUCUGUGAUCUACUGCUGGGUUCCGUCCGCUACUAUUGGUGCAAUUUUUUGUAUUUACAACUUGGUUCAUGCAGCUAUUAUAACAGAUGGAUUUGUUAAAACCUGUAACCAAUAUCGGAGCUACCUUGUUACGGAACUUCGUGCUGCUGGAGACCAAACAACCGCCAUUCACUUCCGUCUCAGCUGUCAAGCUAUUUACGAUUAUAUGGACUACAUACAGAAGAACCCGAACGGCAUAGUCACUCAAGGGGAAUAUUACAUAAACACAGGUUUGCUCCUGCAGUUGGCCAUCAUAGCCUCCUGGGUGUCGGUAGCCAUUUGGAUGGCGGUGGUCGUGUUCACGACCAUGCGGGCAUACAAGGAGCGUCACGUGCUGACAUGCUGCGGGAAUUAAGUUUUUAUAUUAUUCCUAUUAUUUUCGAUAACGGUAU
Cydia amplana is the source of this 971-nucleotide messenger RNA. RefSeq lists its product as uncharacterized. The record is from RefSeq and is a predicted model, not a curated record. The transcript is spliced from 4 exons. Lineage: Eukaryota; Metazoa; Arthropoda; Insecta; Lepidoptera; Tortricidae. The coding region runs from base 137 to 934 and encodes 265 amino acids.